Molecule: messenger RNA, 1954 nt
Organism: Seriola aureovittata
Lineage: Eukaryota; Metazoa; Chordata; Actinopteri; Carangiformes; Carangidae
Product: heat shock 70 kDa protein 12A-like
Exons: 4
Coding region: 15-1787 (590 amino acids)
Molecular function (GO): ATP binding; ATP-dependent protein folding chaperone
Source: RefSeq, a predicted model, not a curated record
UGACCUGUUUUACAAUGGGUGACUCAUACAUCAUAGCGAUAGAUUUUGGCACUGCAUACAGUGGAUAUGCUUACACUGUGACGUCCAAAGAAGACCAAAUUGAUCCUGUUUUGAAGUCGUGGGGGAAAGAGCUUGGACUGGAGACCCCAAAGACUCCAACCUGCAUUCUGUUCAAUGAAGAAGAAGAAUUUCUCAACUUUGGUUAUGAAGCUAAAACUGCAUAUAUCAACAUGCGAGGAGAAGAAGCAAAAAACCACUACUUCUUUGAGGCCUUCAAGAUGGCCCUCUAUGGCGCUAAACUCAACAAGGAUGUGACAAUUACUGCUGCAAAUGGGAAGUCAAUGAAUGCCUUGAAGGUCUUUACAUCAGCACUGAGCUACCUGAAGGAAAACGCACUGACAACCAUUAGUACCAAAGCAGGGAAGACCUUCAUUGCCUCUGACUUCACCUGGGUGCUGACUGUACCUGCAAUCUGGGAUCCUUCAGCUAAACAGUUCAUGAGAGAGGCUGCAACUCGGGCAGGUAUUGUGACAAAAGGAACAGAAGACAAGCUGGUCAUUGCACUGGAACCAGAGGCAGCGUCGGUGUGGUGUAAGAAGCUGCCAGCUGAAGGUUUCGUGACACAGAACCAUGACAAAGACUCACUUGAGCAAACACCAGGAACACAAUACAUUGUUGUCGAUUGUGGAGGUGGAACUAUUGACAUAACUGUACAUGAAGUGCUGGAUGGAGGAGCCCUGAAGGAGCUGCACAAGGCCUCUGGAAACAACAUGGGAGGUCAAACUGUUGACAAGAAAUUCAAAGAGUUCCUCAGAAAAAUCUUCUGUGAUGGUGUCUGGGAUGAAUAUGAGACAAAGUUUCCUAGUGAGGUUCAGAAAAUGAUGUAUGAUUUUGCAGUUCUCAAACAAGAAGAUGAAGAUGUCCAGAUCACCUGCACAUUUAACCUGGGAGAAAUAGCUCAGAGAAAGAAAGACAUGGGAAAGUUCUUUGAAACAGUGCAAGGGGCAUCCUGGCACGGUGGUUCAAUCAAAAUCACUAAAGAGAAAAUGAAGUCGUUCUUUGAUGAGUCUCUAAAUGGCAUCAGCAAGAGUCUCAGAGAAAUCUUGAACGAAGAUUUCAACAUUCAGUUCAUUCUGUUAGUGGGGGGCUACGCUGAAAGCAAGAUUCUGCGUUUUCACAUUAAGAGUGAGUUUAGUCAUCAGUGUAAAGUGCUGUGUCCUUUUAGGGCCCAAGAAGCAAUUGUGAAGGGAGCUGUACAGUUUGGAAGGAACCCAGAGGUGGUGGCAUCUCGAAAAAGUGCCUUCACUUACGGGAUUGCUACGUGCCAGAGUUUUGACAAGUCCAAGCAUAAGGCAGAAAAAAAAUUCACAACUGGUGAGGAUGACUUCUGUAAUGAUAUUUUCAUGAAACUAGUGGAAAUAGAUGAGGGUGUGGAUUGGAAUGAAACCAAAGAACACAUCUUUAAUCCAGUAAGUGCAGAUCAGACAGCAAUGAAUCUUAGAUUCUAUCGCACAGAAAGAAAAAAUGCAAAGUAUGUGGAUGAGUGGGGAAUAGAGGACGUUGCUUCAUUUUUUGUGAACAUGCCUGAUACUACACAAGGCGUGAAACGAGAAGUUCGAUUGGAGAUCAGGUUUGGCUCCACAGAGAUAACAGCCACAGCCACCGACUUAGUCUCUGGCUCAACAGGAUCAAUCAAGAUCGACUUCUUGACCAAAGGAAAAACAUCCAAAAUACAACACCAUCCUCUGUUGUUGCCUGACAGAAAAAUGUUAGAUGGAUCUGACUAAAUAAGCAGAAUCAUGACAAUCACCUCUGAUCUGUUGUAAUCAUAUAAUGUACUUUAACAGGGUCUUUCAUCUCUGCUUAGGGUUUACUUUUCAUUUAGGUGUUUUAAAGUAAACACCUGAUAUUAGGAUGUGGGCGUAAUUCCUCUAUCAUAGUGCAUAUUGCUGAA